Messenger RNA from Suricata suricatta (meerkat), 1650 nucleotides. It is a transcript of the gene TRMU, whose product is annotated as tRNA 5-methylaminomethyl-2-thiouridylate methyltransferase. The transcript is spliced from 11 exons. The record is from RefSeq and is a predicted model, not a curated record. Gene Ontology annotation, biological process: tRNA wobble position uridine thiolation. Lineage: Eukaryota; Metazoa; Chordata; Mammalia; Carnivora; Herpestidae. Gene Ontology annotation, cellular component: mitochondrion. Bases 40 to 1305 code for a protein of 421 amino acids. Gene Ontology annotation, molecular function: sulfurtransferase activity.
GAAGCGGGGGCUGCUGUUGGGGUGUUUGGCGAAGCGCUGAUGCAGGCGGCGCGGCACGUCGUGUGCGCCCUGUCCGGCGGGGUGGACAGCGCCGUGGCCGCGCUGCUGCUGAGGCGGAGAGGCUACCAGGUGACGGGCGUGUUCAUGAAGAACUGGGACUCGCGGGAUGAGCUGGGCGUCUGCACUGCGGACCGGGACUGUGAAGACGCUUACCGGGUGUGCCGGAUCCUCGACAUCCCGUUCCACCAGGUGUCCUACGUGAGGGAGUACUGGAACGACGUGUUCAGUGACUUUUUAAGUGAAUACGAGAAAGGAAGGACUCCCAAUCCUGACAUAGUUUGCAACAAACAUAUCAAAUUCAGCUGUUUUUUCCAUUAUGCUGUGGAUAAUCUUGGAGCAGACGCGGUUGCCACGGGCCACUAUGCCAGAACCUCGCUGGAGGACGAGGAAGUCUUUCAGCAGAAGUACAUUAAGAGGCCAGAAGGGCUUUUCAGAAACCGAUUUGAAGUUCGAAAUGCGGUAAAACUCCUACAAGCAGCUGACAGCUUUAAAGACCAGACCUUCUUUCUCAGCCAGGUUCCCCAGGACGCCUUGAGGAGAACCCUCUUCCCUCUGGGGGGAUUAACGAAAGAUUUUGUCAAGAAAAUAGCAGCAGAGAACAGACUUCAGCAUGUGCUUCAGAAGAAAGAGAGCAUGGGCAUCUGUUUCGUUGGUAAAAGGAAUUUUGAAAAUUUCAUCCUUCAGUACCUGCAGCCUCGGCCUGGGAGGUUUAUCUCCAUAGAGGACAACAGAGUUCUGGGAACACAUAAAGGUUGGUUCCUGUAUACUUUGGGCCAGAGAGCCAAGAUCAGCGGCCUGCGCGAGCGCUGGUACGUGGUGGAGAAGGACGGCGCCAAGGGGGACGUGUUCGUGGCCCCCCACACAGACCACCCGGCACUGUACCGGGACCUGCUGCGGACCAGCCGAGUGCACUGGAUCACAGAGGAGCCGCCCGCCGCCCUGGUCCGGGACAAGAUGAUGGAGUGCCACUUCCGGUUCCGCCACCAGAUGGCGCUAGUGCCCUGCGUGCUGACCCUCAAUCAAGACGGCACUGUGUGGGUGACGGCUGUGAAGGCCGUGCGGGCCCUGGCCCCGGGCCAGUUCGCGGUCUUCUACAAAGGGGACGAGUGUCUGGGCAGCGGGAAGAUCCUGCGCUUGGGGCCAUCCGCCUACGUGCUCCAGAAGGGCAAGAGCAAGUCCAGAGUGGCCAUUGAGGGCCCCAGCGACGGCCCGGGCAGUGGCCCGGGGUCGGGUCCCACACUCUGAAGGAGGCGGGGCUGCCGGUGAGCACCGGAGACGGACUCGGGAGCAGAGCCUGGGGUGGCCCGUGUGCGGGGAGCUUGGCGGGGUUGCCACCCCAGCUCUGUCCAGGCUGGCCAGCCUUCCAGAAAGCCCCCAGAGCCGGGGAGAGCCCCAGGAAGGCCUGCCCUGUCUUCUCCAAGUUGGUGCUCUGGCCGGAAGGACCUGCCGGCCGGCGGGCGUGUCCCAGGUGCCCUGCUUGUAGAGUUGCUUUUUCAUCUCCCGGGAGGUGUCCCGCCUGCAGGCCCGUUGGGGACUUGCGGAAGAGGCCGUGAGGACGGCAGCCAAUAAAACGUCUGUCCAGGACGCGGA